AUGAGCAUUGAAGAGAUUAAAACUACGGGUUAUGUAAAAUUUGUCUGGCCAGCUAACCUUUUUACUUUGUCCGGAACAAUUUAUUCUGAUGAUUUUGAAAUUAAAAAUCUGGAGAAUGUUACUUUCAACAUCGGGGUGAAAUUUGUACCUGAAUCAACCAGGACUCUAACUUUAUGGGUUAAAAAAUCAAGUUCAGAACCAGCUAGUGCUUUAAUCAAGAUGAUGGUUGGUAAUGUGCGAUCUCAGAUUGAUAUUGAUAAUUGGAAGAGAUCCUGUUAUAUUUCAGAAUCUACGAAUAUCUCUGGACAAACACUAACCCGAACUUUACGUGAAAAUAGCUAUUGUAAUCCUCAUUAUUUCUACGAAAUCACCAUUGCGUGUGAGAUAUUUUGGAAAAGUAAAAUAAAAAGGACUCUUGACAACAGUCUGUAUCAUGAAGUGCAAAAAUUCUACAAGUCAGUAGAACUCAGUGAUGUUACAAUCAUUGUUGACAAGGUCAAAAUUCCAGCGCAUAAACUUGUUUUAGCCGCUCACAGCGAAGUAUUUGCAAAAAUGCUGCAAUCUGAAAUGAAAGAAGCUAAGGACGGCGAAAUAAACAUUAAAGGUUUUGAUCCAGAAAUAAUUCUGGAAAUGUUGCAUUAUUGUUACAAGGGAAAGACUAAGGCAAGUAAAGAUACUAAAGCAGCGUUGCAGAUGCUUGAAGUCGCUGAUAUUUAUCAAAUUAUCAAACUCAAGGAUAUUUGUGAGUCUACGUUGAUAAACAAUAUGUCUACUGAUAAUGUUCUCGACAUAAUUGACGCAGCUGAUGAUCAUACCGCAAUUGACUUACGCAAGAGUGCCAUUAAUUUGAUCGUUCUUCACAGCAAAACAGUAGUGGCUUCAAGUAACUUCAAACAAUUGUGUUAUAAAAAACCAGACUUGAUGUUCGAGCUAACGUGUGCUUUUGGGAACAAAUAA
Cotesia glomerata is the source of this 957-nucleotide messenger RNA. RefSeq names its product speckle-type POZ protein-like. The coding region runs from base 1 to 957 and encodes 318 amino acids. The record is from RefSeq and is a predicted model, not a curated record. Gene Ontology annotation, molecular function: ubiquitin protein ligase binding. NCBI's taxonomy places the organism in Eukaryota, Metazoa, Arthropoda, Insecta, Hymenoptera, Braconidae. The transcript has a single exon. Gene Ontology annotation, biological process: proteasome-mediated ubiquitin-dependent protein catabolic process; regulation of proteolysis. Gene Ontology annotation, cellular component: cytoplasm.